Molecule: messenger RNA, 7009 nt
Organism: Camarhynchus parvulus
Lineage: Eukaryota; Metazoa; Chordata; Aves; Passeriformes; Thraupidae
Gene: SGPP1
Product: sphingosine-1-phosphate phosphatase 1
Exons: 3
Coding region: 200-1435 (411 amino acids)
Biological process (GO): sphingosine metabolic process; phospholipid dephosphorylation
Cellular component (GO): endoplasmic reticulum membrane
Molecular function (GO): sphingosine-1-phosphate phosphatase activity
Source: RefSeq, a predicted model, not a curated record
GGUGCGGGCGUGAGGGAGGGAGCGAGCAGCGGGAGGGAGCGGGUGAGGCGAGGGUAGUCCCGCGGUAUCCGCGGCGCCUCGCCUUCCAGCGGGUUUUCCUUCAGAGAGCGGCUUUCCUUUUCCGCGGAGCCCCCGUCCUCCUCUCCGCCCCUCAGACGAAGUCCCCCGCCGCCCUCAGCCCGCUCCCGGUCCCGCCGCUAUGUCUCUCGGCCAGCGCCUGGCCCGGCUGGCCGCCCACCUGCAGGACCCGCGGAAAGUGGCCGCGUUCCAGCGGCUCUGCGGGGUGGAGGGGCCCUCGGGCUGGGCCGGCGCGGAGCAACGGGGGCCAGUGGCGAACGGUGGCCCCGCGGGCGGGCAGGCGCAUCCCACCGGGAACGGGGCCGUGCCCGGCGCGGCGGGAACCCCGCGGCGCUGGAGGAGGAGGCCGCGCCGAAACUCGCUGACGGAGGAGGAGGACGGCAGCCAGGAGUUCGCCACUCGCAGCCACGUCCUCUACUAUCUGUUCAGCCUGGGCACGGAGCUGGGCAACGAGCUCUUCUACAUCCUCUUUUUCCCUUUCUGCAUCUGGAAUUUGGACGCCUGGCUGGGCCGGAGGCUCAUCAUCAUCUGGGUGUGGGUGAUGUACCUGGGGCAGUGCACCAAGGAUGUGAUCCGCUGGCCGCGUCCUGCCUCGCCGCCCGUGGUGAAGCUGGAGGUCUUCUACAACUCCGAGUACAGCAUGCCCUCCACCCAUGCCAUGUCGGGCACCGCCAUCCCCCUGGCGCUCCUGCUGCUCAGCUACGGCCGCUGGCAGUAUCCCCUUAUGUUUGGACUGAUCCUGGCAUUCUGCUGGUGUUCUUUGGUUUGCUGUAGUCGAAUUUAUAUGGGAAUGCAUUCAAUUUUGGACGUUAUUGCUGGAUUUCUGUACGCUAUUCUUAUCCUGGUUAUCUUCCAUCCAGUUGUGGACCUGAUUGACAACUUCAACUUAACUUACAAAUAUGCACCCUUAAUUAUCAUCAGUCUCCACUUGGCGCUGGGCAUCUUCUCUUUCACCCUGGACACGUGGAGCACGUCACGAGGAGACACAGCUCAGAUCCUGGGCUGCGGUGCCGGCGUGGCCUGUGGCUCUCACGUCAACUACAUCCUGGGUCUGCAGCUGGACCCUCCUCCCCACACCCUGCCCUUGUCCCUGUCCUCCCUCACCGUGACUGUGUUUGGAAAGGCCAUACUGCGCUUGUUGAUCGGGGUCAUCGUUCUGUUGCUAACAAAAGUGGCCAUGAAGAAAGCCACGAUUCCUCUGGCGUGUAAAAUAUUCUGCAUCCCGCAGGGCGACGUGCGGAAAGCCCGGCAGCGCAUGGAGGUGGAGCUGCCCUAUCGCUACAUUACCUAUGGAAUGGUGGGCUUCUCCCUCAUGUUUAUUGUCCCUUGCCUCUUCCAUUUCAUUGGUCUUUCCUGAUGCAGUCUGAUCACUUUGGGUAGGGAGAACUGAGCUAAUUGCUUUUUUGAAGAGGUCACUAGUUUGCUAAGGGAAGGCCAGCCAGCUUGGAUUUAGCAGGGCCUUCCUAUUAACAGCAAUACAAAGCAAGCAAAGCAUUUAAAGGGCUUUGCACAUCUCUGGGGAUGGUUUAGGGCCAGCAGUCAAGCAUCAGUCCAGGAGAAGUGCUGACCUCUGUAAAUGCUGUUUUUUGGACUUAUUGCUGUAACCAAGUCUGUGUGUGUGUGUGUGAUGCAGUGAAUGUAUCUGGGAUGGCUGCCAGGCUGUACCUGUGUACACUGACACUUCAGCAGGUGUGUCUGACAGCUGAUCAGAAGGCUCCAUUCAUGAUCUGUUUGCCAUUUCAUGGUAAUUAAUUCAAGUUGUUGGACCAUAAACUGUUACAUUUGCUUUCUUCUGUUCUUUCCUGAAGUCCUGCUUCAAGGUAUUUCAAUUAAUAGGGAUUUUUAACGGACCAAACUCGUAAUGAGGGUGAAUUUUUCUAAAUAAACAAGCAAAAGCCUUUUUCUUUAGCCCCCUUUGCAGAGAAAAAUGUCUGUAUUAGCAUUGGUAGAUAUCACUAGAGUAUAUAUAAUUCAGGUACUGUAUUUUAUGGUUUAAUAACUGUGCCUUUCUGUUGCUAAAUUAAGAAAUGCCAUAUAUACUGUGAUGCAAAAACGCCUAAUUUUAUGGAAAAUCCUACGUAAUUAGGCAGAUAUUAAAAAAUGUUAAUUGUCCAUGUUGCUGACAUGGUCCAAGUUAACCAGAAUGUCCAGUUUUUACUGAUCAGAAUUGCAUAAAUGAAAUGACCCAGGAAUUGUGUCCUUGAGCUCAAGAUAUUGUAAAUGAACAAUAGUCCCUUUUGUAAGUAUUUUUAAUGUGUAUUGUAAGUUACUGCAAGAGGAUAUAUUUUUCUGGAGAUUGUUUAUACAGUGGAUGGAUAUUCAAAAUUAAUUAUUUAAACAUAUAAACAAUAAAAGCACCCCAUUCUGCAAAGAAAUGGGCUUCACUUAUUAUUCCAAACUAAUCUAGAAGGACCACUGCUUUUAGGUAUUUGGUUAGAAAAUAUUAUUCUAGAAAAAUUUGUAUUUUUAUGCAUUAACAUACUAUAUUUAAAUGUGAUGAUCACUUUUACCUGAUUUAGAUAGUUAUAAGACAAUGUAACAAUUAAAGUAAACUUGUAAUCAUUCUGAUUGACAGAUUGUGAGGAGUCAAGGCAGUAUGGUCAACGCAUGAACGGUUUGUGAUGUCUAAAUUUGGCAGGAUUUUAUUAUGUGCUUUUGAGCUUUUCAUGAUCCUUUUCCCUUCAAGUGUAAUUUCAUGUGCCUUUUUUCUGUUUCAUUUUGUCUUGUUCAUGUGUUGCCUGAUCUGUUCUUUCCAUGUCAGGAACACUGCAGGAAGCGCUGUCUUAGUGUCUGAGCAGACACAAAUUACUUAAUUUUGUAUUGUACUUGUUUCGCAGGAAAAGCAUCAUUUGGUUGGCAAAUAUGGUGAUUAGAUAGAAUACAAAGCCUACAUUUCUUGUAAGCAGUAUUUGGUUUUAGAAGGUUUUUUGUGUUGGAGAUCUCUCCAAGCUGUUAAUAUGGAGAUUGGAGAUUGACAAAAUUAACUUCGCUUUCUUUGAAGCAGAUGAGGUUUAUGGUAUGCUGGCACUGGAUGAUGUGAAAAACUCCACUUUUCUGGUGCAUUUCUGCUGUGCAUCCUGAAUGCACUGCUAUGAAUGUAUUCAAACUGAGGUAUCCAAAACUGAGAGUGUUCAACAACUUCCACAGCUGAAAAGACCUUACCCAGUAGAAAAUGGUUAGCUUGUUUCAGUGUGUAUUUCUGGAUUUGAUUUUUGUGUCCAUUCUUCUUUUGCAGUUCAAUGCAGAAUGUGCAGUAAAAGGUAAAAUUGGUUUCUGGGGUUUUGAGAGUGGGAUUUCCACUGAUCUGGCUUCACACACCAAGAUAGACAUUAAAUACAUAGCUGGGGGAAUGUACACAAAAUGCCUUAUGCUUAAAGCCCUAAGCAAGUGGUGUAGUUUCAAUUAUAUUUAAUUAGUCUGAGGACUGUUAAAAAUAAUAGGAUAACUUUCUCUGAAAUUUAGAGCAUAUUCUCCUUAAAUAUCCUAGCUUUACAGUUUAUAGCAAAAAUGUUUAAAUUCUAGCACAGAAAAGGUAAGUCAGUAAAACUAUUUUUUUAAGGUACAUAUUGGACUUGUAGAAACCAAGUUUACAUCAUAAAGAGCAUAAUUAAAGUUGUAUUUUCUAGCUUGCUCUCUUGUAGUAUUGAUGGAACAUGAGAUGUACUGUGGAGGAUCUGGAAGGGGUGAAAAGAUCACACAGAGCUUUCAACAGGCUAAGGAAAAUUGUACUGCAGCUUAUUCUACUGUCAUAAAUUUAUUUUUUAUAUUUUUAUACAAGACAUUGAGUAAGUUCAAAAUGUCGUGUUCCAUUUUCCACUGCCCAGGAAAUGUCCAUCAGAAUGUCUAUACAGCAUCUUCAGCAACUACUUCACUGAUGUUUACAUGAGAAAAAGUUCUACUGUUCUGUUUUCAUGUUUUAUAAGGGGUUAGGCUUGAGAGGGCAGUUAGCACAAAAUGUCAUGUGAGUACCUUUAGAGGAUAAAGAAUUACAGACAUGCAACUGCUCAAAAAUCCAAGUAAAGUAUUUGUAUUGUAGUAUAAUUUUGUUUACUGAUAAGCUAAGGUUCCUUGGAAUUGGGCAUAACAAACAGCAGGUAAAACUGGAGCACUUUCUUUGCCCUAAUCUAUUCUUAAACAUAAAAAGUAUUUCUAGUGUGAGCACCAGCUGGUACCAAAUUCUUUAUAAAUAAAGUUAACAUAGCUUUAAGAGGUAGUCAAAUGUCUUUCCAGCAGGAAAAAUGCUUGAAAACCUUUAUGACGUGGUGCAAAAACAUCCUGCUAGUGAACUCCCUCAGUCCCAGAGAGAAAUAUACUUCAUAGAACCAGGUAUAAAUGCACACUUGCUACAAAAAGCUGCAGGCUAAAUUUGCCUUUUUUAAUUAUUGUGUGAAAUAAACCUUUAAACCAACAGGCAGGUAGAGAGCAGUUUGACACAAAAUUCUGUUUUCCAAGAGGCCGAAGAGAUGCAAAUUAGUCUGAGACUGCCUUAAACAUAGGAGCAGGAUUUUUUCUGGCCUGGCCCUCACUCAGAACUGACAUGUGCAUCUUGGGUGAGUUUUAGAAUCUGUUAUUUUGGAAAAAUGUUUCAUGUUGAUAAAAAAGCAUUGCUUUUGCUUUCUCCUGUGUGAUCACCUCUGAAGCUGUUGGGUCUGAGCAGGAGGUAGAGGAGUGACUUGCAGGUAAAUUGGCAAACCAAAGGGAGUUGGGUUUUCUUUAUUUAUUUGGACUUUUUUAAGGUUAUGUACAGCAUUUCUCCUGGAAAGAAAAACCAAACAGAAAGAUGCAUUUCUUUUAAAAUGGCAUCUCCAAAUGUGAUAUGUGGCUUUUGUGUUGUUAAUUAUUUUUCUUACCAGAACAGUGUUAAAUUGUCUGGAUAUUAGAAGCUAAUAUGUUUUCUUUUGGUUUUGGUUUUUUUUUUGUUUUGUUUUGUUUUUUUAAUUACUGCUCUCAGUAUUUUUUACUCCAUUUUUUGCUUAUUUCUGAGAGAGUGUCCAGAACUUCUGUCAGCAAUUGCUACUUAUGUGAAGAUUGUAAUUUUGAACUUGUAAAUAAUUAAGGGUUGUUAGCUGAAAAAUAUAUAAAAACAAAUCUUUGCAUGCUGUAAGUAAAUACAUCUGUUGUGCUAAAAGUUGUUUCGGUUUCAGUAUUUGCUUUCUCAGUAAAAAAAUCCAGUUUUCACAGACAUUACAGAAGAUAUUUAAUAAUUCAAUGGUAUGAAGGGGCAUUGCUGUCAAACUCCUGCUAAUUUUACUGGGAGUUCUGCACUUGGUUCCUUCCGCAGGACACUGAGAAUGAAGCCUGAAGGGCAAGUGCUGACCUGUGAGCAGGCUCAGUGAGUGUGAAGUGACUCAGCUCUAAAUGUGAUAGCCUUGCUUUUGGGUGAUUUUCCUUGUUAAAAUCACACUUAGCCCUGUUUUUGUGAGAUUGCUAAAGGGGUCAGCUUGGAAGUCCAUUCUCUGUAGGUGGAACUGGCUGCACAUUUCUAACAUUUCCCCCUCUGUACCAUAAUUCUGUGAAUGAAGAGACCCCAGAAUAAAGUCAGUAGAUAAAAUGAGAGGAGAAUUGAUUUCUUGGGGUAUUGUGACUCAACUUACUGUAAUUGGUUCUUGAGUGGUUCUUUGGUCUAAAGUAGAAUGUUUGUUGGUUAUAUAAUUUAUUUCUGUGUUCUACAAACAGCUUUGAGGAAACUUAACUUUUUUGUGGGAGGAAGUUGAAUGACUUCUUGCCAGACCUCAUUCUGCAGGAAAGAUAAAGUGGCCUUUUGUUUCAGAAAAAAAUAUAUGAGCCUGUUAUAAAAUUUACUGCAAAUGAUAUAUUUGUCAAAUUGAUAGAUUAACUGGGUCACUAACAUCCUUGUUCUUGCAAUACUGAACAAAGGCAAUGAAAGCUGAAUUUGGAAACAAAAUGUGAUAGUGUGUGGCAGAGAGGACAAAGCACUUUAGGUGUUCUCUAAAAAGCAAGUAUCACAUGCUGGUUUUGAAGCAAAUUUAGCCAUGCAUUAGAAAAAUUUCUUUGCACUCCAUUCUGUACCAGAAAUUAUUUGCAUGUUGGUGAGAGGCCUUGUAAGGAAAGAAAGAAAAGCAGGGGGUGCUUGCAGUGUAUGAUCAGUAACUGUUCCUGUAGGAUCAGAGGAGAAGAGAGGGUACCUGGGAUAACAGUACCUUAAAGAUACUGACUAGUAAAUGUAAAUAAUUCCCAUCAGGUUGGAGAAUUUUAUGAGUCACUGAACUUUGACUAAAUUAGUCACUAAGUUUGCCCACAAGUUUAUUUUUGUUAGAAAGUGUAAUGAAAGAUAAGAGUGAUAUUACUGAAAUGGAAAUUAGCUCUUAAGACAAUUCUAGAUGACUGAAGUAUCAAAACUGAAAAAGAUCAGUUCAGGAGCAAGUAAUGGGAACAGUAAGAGUAGAGUCUGAGGGGGAUUUUGUAUUAAACUUAAUGCACUUAAAAAUUAUGCCAAAAUUUGGCCUACACUUGAUUUAUAUGAAAUCUGUAGUACCAUAUAGAUAUAUAUAUUAAAAAUAUUGUGUAUUGGAUCUUAAUUUUUUUAAUGUAUAGAUUCUUUUUUUUUCUGUUUACUGCAUUCCCUGAUAAAAGGAAGUUGAUAAAAUACAAACCAGCAUUGUCUGAAAGGUAAGGCUGUAUGUUAGUAGCCUUUUGGGAAAUAAUGCAGUUGUAGCCCAGUCUUUCAACCUCUUGGAACUUGAUUUAAAAUAAAACCCAAACAAUUGAGAUGCGAGCCCUAAGCUGAGGAUCAUAUAAUGUUUGCUGUAUAAUAGUGUACAACUGAUGUUUUAAAAAUUAAUACAUCAGCACUUUGUUUUACUCUUAUUAAUGAUUUUGUACUCAUUGUACACUUCCUGAGUUGUCAGUUUAGCUUAUAUUGACUGGUAACUGAAGUGUCUAACUUCACCUGCAAUGUGUGGGUAAUAAA